AUGGAUGAUUGGGAGGCCGAUGACUUUCAACCACUUCCUGCGAAAGUUGAACUGAAAAGUAACUGGGAUGAUGAGGAUGUGGAUGAGAAUGAUAUCAAGGACUCGUGGGAAGAAGAUGAUGAACCUGCUCCGGCACCUGUUGUAAAGCCUGCUCCUGAGAAGGCGCCAAAGAAAGCAGUUGAAAAGAAGGCUAAAACUGUUGAAGCUCCAAAAAACGAAGAACCUCUAGAUCCCAUUGCUGAGAAACUUCGCAUGCAGAGGCUUGUGGAGGAAGCUGAUUAUCAGUCAACUGCUGAACUCUUUGGAGCAAAGACUGAAGCAAAAAGCGUCGAUAUGUUUAUCCCCAAGUCCGAGAGCGAUUUCUUGGAAUAUGCUGAGUUGCUUUCUCAUAGACUGAUACCAUAUGAGAAGAAGAAACUGCAUUUGGAUAAGCCUGAUGAUGAUCUUGUUGCGGGUCCUUAUGGCGCAAUGGACGAUGAUGAUUUCAUGUAA
Messenger RNA from Thlaspi arvense, 492 nucleotides. Lineage: Eukaryota; Viridiplantae; Streptophyta; Magnoliopsida; Brassicales; Brassicaceae. The record is from the annotation of a GenBank genome assembly.